GCGGGCCGGGAGGCGCCGCACUCGCCAGCGGGCGGGGGAUCCGCUGCGGAGUUACGGGGAAGUUGGUUGGAGUUCCUGGAGUUUCCUUCUGUGGUUCCCCGGGCUCGGCCGGCCGGUGCCCCGGCUCUUUGCCCGCUCCGACCUUCGCCGGCCACCUGGUACCUCCUUCUGCCCCCAGCCGCCAUGGAGCAGCCGCCGGCGCCCAAGAGUAAGCUAAAAAAGCUGAGUGAAGACAGUUUGACUAAGCAGCCUGAAGAAGUUUUUGAUGUACUAGAGAAACUGGGAGAAGGGUCUUACGGAAGUGUGUUUAAAGCAAUACAUAAGGAAUCUGGUCAAGUUGUGGCAAUUAAACAAGUACCUGUUGAGUCAGAUCUUCAGGAAAUAAUCAAAGAAAUUUCCAUAAUGCAGCAAUGUGACAGCCCAUAUGUUGUAAAGUACUAUGGCAGUUACUUUAAGAACACAGACCUCUGGAUUGUUAUGGAGUACUGUGGAGCUGGCUCUGUCUCGGACAUAAUUAGAUUACGAAACAAAACAUUAACAGAAGAUGAAAUUGCAACUAUUCUUAAAUCUACUUUGAAAGGACUAGAAUAUUUACAUUUUAUGAGAAAAAUACACAGAGAUAUAAAAGCUGGAAAUAUUCUCCUCAAUACAGAAGGACAUGCAAAAUUGGCGGAUUUUGGAGUUGCUGGUCAGUUAACAGAUACAAUGGCAAAACGCAAUACUGUGAUAGGAACUCCAUUUUGGAUGGCUCCUGAGGUAAUUCAAGAAAUAGGCUAUAACUGUGUGGCUGACAUCUGGUCCCUUGGCAUUACUUCUAUAGAAAUGGCGGAAGGAAAACCUCCUUAUGCUGAUAUACAUCCAAUGAGGGCUAUUUUUAUGAUUCCCACAAACCCACCACCAACAUUCAGGAAGCCAGAACUUUGGUCUGAUGAUUUCACCGAUUUUGUUAAAAAGUGCCUAGUGAAGAAUCCUGAGCAGAGAGCUACUGCAACACAACUUUUACAGCACCCUUUUAUCAAGAAUGCAAAACCUGUAUCAAUUUUAAGAGACCUGAUCACAGAAGCCAUGGAGAUCAAAGCUAAAAGACAUGAAGAACAGCAGCGAGAAUUGGAAGAGGAAGAAGAAAAUUCGGAUGAAGAUGAGCUGGACUCCCACACCAUGGUGAAGACUAGCUCGGAAAGCGUGGGCACCAUGCGGGCCACAAGCACGAUGAGUGAAGGGGCCCAGACCAUGAUUGAACAUAAUAGCACAAUGUUAGAAUCUGACUUGGGGACCAUGGUUAUAAACAGUGAGGAUGAGGAAGAAGAAGAUGGAACUAUGAAAAGAAAUGCGACUUCACCACAAGUACAAAGACCAUCUUUCAUGGAUUACUUUGAUAAACAGGACUUCAAGAAUAAGAGUCAUGAAAACUGUAAUCAGAAUAUGCAUGAACCCUUCCCUAUGUCCAAAAAUGUUUUUCCUGAUAACUGGAAAGUUCCUCAAGACGGAGACUUUGACUUUUUAAAAAAUCUAAGUUUAGAAGAACUACAGAUGCGGUUAAAAGCGCUGGACCCCAUGAUGGAACGAGAAAUAGAAGAGCUUCGUCAAAGAUACACUGCGAAAAGACAACCCAUUCUGGAUGCAAUGGAUGCGAAGAAAAGAAGGCAGCAAAACUUUUGAGUCUAAUUUCUUUUCUGUUUGUUUCUAUGACUAUUCUGGAGACCAAGAAACCACUAAGAAUUGAAGGAAUAUUAUGAUUUUUUUUUUUAAUCUCUUAAGAUUUGUGCUCUAUGACCAGGCAACAGUCAAAAACUGAUGAUGGUACAAACCCAGGUAAAUCCCCAAAAGACAGAACUUAAUACUCUUUCCACUGUGUUUUCAUUCUUAAAUGAUGGACACAGCAGAAAUGCAUUCUUCUCUGCAUCUGUCAGCUGCAUACUGGCACUAAAACUGUGUUGUAAAAUGAAGGCUGUGUUUAGAAACCUUGAAAAUCCAAAGCUAUUGUUUAAUUGUACAGCACCGAAGGGCUUUAUGUUACAAUAUUCUUUAUUCUCUUUUAGUAGCCUAUUUAUUGUAUCCCUUUAGGUAAAUUUAUUUAUUUAUGCUAUUUCACUUUGUUUUGUUUUUUAAGGACAAGAUCAGGAUAGCUUUCGUGAAGGUAGGGACAUAUUAAUAGAUGAUAAUGUACAACCAAAUUAUACCGUAAGCAGGGAGCUAUGGGGUUACUUACAUUCCUUGAUUUCCAGGAUAGUUUUCCAAUAGAAGCAAAGCAAUAAUAGCAAUAGUACACAAAUGGGCCAGACAUUUUUUAUACUGAAGCAAUAAUUCCAUUUUUACCUUCUGAAAUUUUAAUUUUUUUAUUUUUGAUGUUUGGUACAAAUAGGACUUUGUAUAUUUAGGUCAUACAGAGCUAUAAUGUUUAAAACCAAAGAAAUCAGCGGAACCCUUGCACAAAAAAGUAUGGUAAAUAUUUUUAAAGAAAUAAAUCCUUAAGACAAAUGUAAUUGUUAAUAUUGUUUCAUGUGUAGGUCUGAUAGCUAAACUGUAUCAGAUUGUAAUAAGCUAAUCAGAUUUAUUUCUGUGAGUAUGUGAUCAACUGUUACAGACUCUUGUUGAUUUCACUUAUUUCCUGGGAAUUGGUAAACGUCAUGUGCCUGACGAUAACAAAAUAGCAAAAACAUUUUUACUGAACUGUGCAAGCCUUGGGGACUGAAAAAAAAAAGAUUAAAACCAUUAAAAAGAAACUCAUUUCUAAGCUGAAUGAUCAUUUGCAGGAUUGAACUGGGACCAGUCAUUUCCUAAACUACAUAUGGCCAUCUUGACAGCAUUUGUUCUUUUGUGUGUUUAAUUACUAUGUUUAAAUCAUAAAGACAAAUAAAUGUUACUGUGCCACCCAACACAUUUCAUCUCUAUCUUUUUUUAAAACUGAUGACCUGGAUUCUGUCUCUUCCAGGCAAGGAAGGUAUAUUAGUCAGGACAGGCUAGAUUAUACAGUGAUAAAAACUCUGAACCUUCAGUGACUUAACAUAACCCAGGUUAUUUGUCACUCAUGUGCCCUGCUCCUGUCCUUCACACCCAGGGACCCUGCUGACAGAGCCUCCACCAUCUGCAACGUUGGUGGUCACCACAGCAAGGGAAGGAGCCCUGAUGAGUCUCACAUUAGCUCCAGCCAGCCAGUGACAGAAGGUGUGUCAUCUCUGGAAACUUCUAUUCCUUUUUAAAAUGGCAUUUGUGCCCCAGGUAAUGCCUGGAGUAACAUUUGUCCUUGCCGCGUUAAGUCCUUACAAAUAGUAAAUUGUGUAAUUGGAUACAAAUUAUAAGAUAGUUAUAAAAUAGUGGUAAAUAUUGAAGAUUUUAUAAGGACUAUUAAAAAUGAAAACUGAAUUUACAGCAUAUGCUUCAGCUACAUCUGUUUGGGAAAAUCAGAUGAGUCAAUCAACUCAAACACCCCAUCCUUUUUUUUCCUUUCUUAAUUGUUUUUCUUUUCAGUCAACUGCCUAAUACCUCGCCUAAUUUGAUGGAAACAAAUGACUGACUUGUUAUUAGCCAAGUAAAGCCACCUACGUGAAAUGACAAGAAAUCUAUGAAGGUGAUUUCUCUCUAGUUUGCUAAGCUAGAAAAGUUAUGCAAAUUAAUUCAAUGGGGCCUGUUAACUACUCUUACUAAUAAAGUCUCAACAAGAGUCCUCCUUUUAAUAAUAAGUAUCCCAUGUUCCAAUCGUAUUGUAACUUUUAUGUGAAUAGACUUUAUAUACUGUUGUUAUAUUUGUCUUUUUAAAUAUAUGUAUACUAACGUAUGUAUAUGUCUAUGUAACUCUCUUA
Lagenorhynchus albirostris (white-beaked dolphin) is the source of this 3800-nucleotide messenger RNA. RefSeq names its product serine/threonine kinase 3 (gene STK3). Bases 184 to 1659 code for a protein of 491 amino acids. The record is from RefSeq and is a predicted model, not a curated record. NCBI's taxonomy places the organism in Eukaryota, Metazoa, Chordata, Mammalia, Artiodactyla, Delphinidae. Gene Ontology annotation, molecular function: protein serine/threonine kinase activity; ATP binding. Gene Ontology annotation, cellular component: cytoplasm. The transcript has 11 exons. Gene Ontology annotation, biological process: intracellular signal transduction; regulation of MAPK cascade; protein phosphorylation.